Messenger RNA from Amphiprion ocellaris (clown anemonefish), 6230 nucleotides. RefSeq names its product collagen, type IV, alpha 2 (gene col4a2). Gene Ontology annotation, cellular component: collagen trimer; basement membrane. Gene Ontology annotation, molecular function: extracellular matrix structural constituent. Bases 213 to 5252 code for a protein of 1679 amino acids. Lineage: Eukaryota; Metazoa; Chordata; Actinopteri; Pomacentridae. The record is from RefSeq and is a predicted model, not a curated record. The transcript has 49 exons.
CGACCACCCUCGCCCAUGCAAACGGGCUCAACCUUACUUUAACAAACACUUUGACUUUUCUCGGUCGGGAACCAGCGCGUCUUUGCACCUCCCGAGACCCGUUUCUUCCAUCUUUCCAUUGCGCACAAGAUUUCGGCGACGGUCGGACAGUCAUGCUGUAGAAGUGUCUCUACAAGUGAAUCAACGGUGUGGGACUCAACUUUGCGGUCCGCAUGAUUGGCACCAUGCAAGGACAACACAGCAGAGGACAGAAGAGUCUGAGGCUGCUGCUUCUGUGCCUCUUCGCUGCCAUCCUCGUGUCUGGAGUGCAAGCAGGUGGGAAGAAGCACAGUGGCCCCUGUGGAGGAAGAGACUGUAGCGGAGGCUGUAAAUGUUUCCCAGAGAAGGGCGCCAGGGGGCAUCCUGGGCCUCUCGGUCCUCAGGGCCCACAGGGGCCUCCAGGGAGAGCAGGGGACCCAGGCAUCCAGGGGCCAAAGGGGCAGAAAGGUGAUAGUGGUCACGGUGGCAUUAUAGGUCCGAAAGGAAAUGUGGGAAUGACUGGUGUCCCUGGAUUCUCUGGAAGUGAUGGUAUUCCUGGCCACCCAGGACAAGCUGGACCCAGAGGGAAGCCCGGGGCUGACGGCUGCAACGGGACUCAUGGAGACUCAGGAUCACCAGGAACACCCGGAUAUAACGGCUCGCCUGGUUUUCCUGGACCACCAGGCAGGAAGGGUGAGAAGGGAGAAGAUCUGCAGCUCAGUGUGUACAUGAUGCGUUUCAGGGGAGAUCCAGGCGCACCAGGUUUUGACGGAAUAUUUGGGCCUCAAGGAAACCCAGGAUGGCCAGGUACCAGAGGUAUACAAGGACCUAAGGGUCCUCCAGGGCCUCCAGGUCCCCCAGGACCAAAGGGCACCAUGACCAAAGUGUUCAAGGGAGUCAAAGGAGAACGAGGAGAGACGGGACCUCCGGGGCCACAAGGAAACUCUACUCAUCCUCACACUAGGCCCCCCUCUGGACAUCAUCCACCAGGACCUCCUGGAGAAAAGGGUCUGAAAGGAGAAAGAGGAGAUCAGGCAGACAACAGAGGAGAAACAGGAGUGAUGGGAUUCCCUGGACCUCGGGGAGCAUCUGGUGCAGAUGGAAGACCUGGACCAAGGGGGGAUCCUGGUGAAACAGGACCAAAAGGCACAGUUGGACUUAAGGGAGUCAGAGGUGAAGCAGGAGAGCUGAGUUCAUCCGGAUCCCUCUGGCCCUGGUCCUCAGUUGCUGGUCCCCCGGGUCCCCCUGGUGAGCAGGGUCCGCAAGGAGAGAGGGGUCCAAUAGGAGACCAAGGCUUACCCGGACCACCGGGACGUCCCGCCGAUGAAUCACAGCAACAAGUGUGGGAUUUUUUUGGACCAUUUGGAUUCAAGGGAGACCAAGGAGAGAAGGGUCCACAAGGGGAGCCAGGAUACCCUGCUGUCACUGUAGGACCCGCAGGAAUGGAUGGACGCCCAGGAGAAAGAGGCCGUCCUGGACCCAAAGGAACAUGGGAAGAGUACUUCAAAGGGGCUCCGGGAGGGAGAGGAAGGCCCGGGAACGCAGGAUUCAAAGGAAUGAAAGGCGAUCACGGAGAAUGUGAAUGCACCACUGUGAACUCCCCUCGUGGUUUACCCGGCCCUGCUGGUGAUCCCGGUGAUGCUGGGAUGACCGGAGAGUUUGGUCAGGAGGGUGAUUCAGGAGACCCGGGUCGCCCAGGAGAAGACGGGCUCCCUGGACCUGCUGGGAUCAUUGGUGUUCCAGGACCAAGAGGCCGAAAAGGGGACAGAAGUGUUGCCACGCAGAAAGGAUCACCCGGUGACCCAGGGGAUUCCGGAUUAGAUGGUGUUGGAGGAGCACCUGGUGCUCCGGGCCAAAGUGGUCUACCUGGUCGCCUUGGCAACCGGGGUCCUUCAGGUGAAGGGCCCUUUGGAGAACGUGGAGACAAAGGUUUCCCAGGCUUUCCAGGUCGACCCGGUGCAGCUGGGCUGAGGGGAGAACCAGGUACAGAUCUUGGUGGCUUUAAAGGUCAGCAGGGUUUACCCGGUGAUGACGGCACCCCCGGCUUUCACGGCCUUCCAGGGACACCCGGCACUCCAGGCGGCUGUAGUCCGAGAGGAGAUGGAGGACAGGUGGAUACAACAGGACUUUGUGAGGGUAUUCCAGGACCUCCUGGGCUGCCUGGACUUAAAGGUCCCGAUGGAUUCCCAGGUUUCCCAGGUCUUUCUGGUGAAAAAGGAGCACCUGGUUUAGUCGGAAUAAAGGGAGAGAAAGGAGAACAAGGAGAUCGAGGAACAGGUGGCCCUCCUGGACCACCAGGUUUUAUAGGGCCCCGUGGAGACUUGGGGGUUCCUGGUAGCAAAGGUUCAGUGGGAGUCCCUGGUUUGCCCGGUAUGCCUGGUCGCUAUGGAGCACAGGGUGAGCUGGGUGCUCCAGGUGAAGUCUUGGGAGCAUCAUCCGGACCGCCCGGUGAUCCAGGGCUGCCUGGGCGUCAAGGAGAUAAAGGCUAUACUGGGGAUCAGGGCAAUCCAGGCUAUCCAGGAAUGGUCGGCAUGCCUGGUAUGAUCGGCUUCAAGGGUGAGAGUGGCCCUAUAGGCCUGCAGGGGGAGGAAGGAAGACCUGGGCCAGCGGGCAAAUAUGGCUUCCCUGGAGAUCCUGGGAGAGCAGGUCCACCAGGGCUGCAUGGUGCAACAGGACAGCCAGGUCUCACUGGAGAGAGGGGAACUGAAGGAGACCUGGGUCCUCCAGGUCCAAUAGGAUUAAAAGGUAUCCCAGGUUCAUUCGGUGAUGAUGGUGCCGUUGGAGAGUACGGCCCACCUGGGGACCCAGGACGGACAGGUGCAGGCGGACGCCCAGGAGUUCCGGGAAUGAAAGGAUACAAAGGGUCCAGUGGCAUGGCAGGUUUUAAGGGAGUCAGAGGUAAUCUUGGAGUUCAGGGCUUCAGCGGUGUGAAAGGAGAAACUGGAGUGCCAGGACAAGUUGGACCAAAAGGAGUGACCGGCCAGAGUGGAGAAAAAGGUGAUCGCGGUCUGAGGGGGAAACCUGGGAAGAAACCUGACAUUCCUGCUCAGAUGAUUGUUGACAUGAAGGGAACCAAGGGAGACCAGGGCCAUGAAGGAAGUCAAGGUUUUACUGGGCCAAGAGGUACUAAGGGUUUCCCUGGUGUGCCAGGCCUUGAGGGAAGUCACGGUCUUCCUGGAGGCCCCAGUCAUAUCAAAGGUUACCAUGGAGACCCAGGAGCACAGGGGCUACCGGGAAUCAAAGGAAUGCCAGGAAUAACUGGAAAUCGAGGAAUUACUGGUUUUGAGGGAAUGCAUGGCACCAAGGGAACCAAAGGAAGUCCUGGUGCUUAUGGCGCAUCAGGGGAAAAAGGAAGGAAGGGAAUCAAAGGUGACAGGGGCCUUCAAAUAGACCUUCCAGGAUCUCCUGGAUCGAGAGGAGAACAUGGAUUACCAGGAGAACCAGGCCAGAAAGGAUUAUUUGGAUCCACUGGUGACAGGGGUAUACCUGGUUUUGAUGGUAUCGAAGGCAAAAGGGGAGAAUCCGGUGAUCCGGGAAUAGUGGGAUUCCCAGGCUUAGAUGGGCAGAACGGACUUCCUGGAAACCAAGGUCAAAAAGGCUUUCCUGGGGCUCCUGGAAGAGAAGGACAUCCUGGCUUCCCUGGUUUCUCUGGAACCAAAGGUUACCCUGGUCUGAAGGGCCUCUAUGGACUAGAUGGACUCAAAGGACAGAAAGGUGUCCCUGGAACACCAGGUCUGGACAACUUUGGACCAGAUGGAGAGCCGGGAGUUAAAGGACAGAAGGGAGACACUGGUGAUCCCAACAACCAGCCUGGUGUUCCAGGCACAGCGGGUUUGAAAGGCUUCCAGGGACCUUUAGGAGAUCACGGUCACCCUGGACCACCAGGAUUCCGUGGCCCCAGAGGACCAGAUGGGACCCCAGACAAACCAGGAUCCAGUGGAGACAUCGGCUUUCCUGGGCCUACAGGAUACCAAGGUUUCCCUGGAGCCAGAGGAUAUCCUGGUGUGGAUGCUCUCCCAGGAGAAAAAGGUGUAGCAGGAAUAACUGGGUUUCCUGGAUUCCCUGGUACGAAAGGAUUCAAAGGAGAUCAAGGUUCAUUUGGAUACAAGGGGCCAGACGGUGUUUCUGGGAAGAAAGGAAUAAAAGGAGAGCAAGGACUAAUGGGAGUUCCUGGCGUUAUUGGCAUAAAGGGAGAAAGAGGACCAGCUGGCCUGAAAGGAACCACAGGACUCCCAGGUGUUCGUGGGUUUCCGGGCAGGCAGGGUCCUCCUCCAACCCCCGAAAAAAUUCCAGGAGAGAGGGGUCCUUCUGGGCCGCAGGGCAUCCAAGGACCAAAGGGUGUUAGAGGGGAAACAGGACCACAAGGCCCCCCUGGAGAUGCAGGCUUCAUGGGACCUAUUGGGCAGAAAGGCAUGCCUGGGAUUAGCGGUACACCAGGAACGCCUGGAUUCCGUGGAGAGUUUGGACAAAUGGGCCACCCUGGUCUGCAAGGCAUGGACGGUCGCCGUGGCAACCCUGGUAUCCCUGGGUUACCUGGUAUGCCUGGCCGCAGCGUCAGCGUGGGAUACUUGCUGGUGAAACACAGUCAGUCAGACCAUACGCCCAUGUGUCCAGUGGGUAUGUCCAAACUGUGGGACGGCUACAGUCUGCUGUACCUGGAGGGUCAAGAAAAGGCCCACAACCAGGAUCUUGGUCUGGCUGGUUCCUGCCUGCCUCGGUUCAGCACCAUGCCUUUCCUGUACUGCAACCCUGGAGACAUCUGUUACUACGCCAGCAGAAACGAUAAGUCCUACUGGCUGUCAACCACUGCUCCUCUUCCCAUGAUGCCCGUAGAAGAGGGAGAUAUCAAACCGUACAUCAGCCGCUGCUCAGUGUGUGAAGCUCCAUCGGUCGCCAUCGCAGUCCACAGUCAGGACAUCACCAUCCCACAGUGUCCGGUGGGCUGGCGCAGCCUGUGGAUCGGCUACUCCUUCCUCAUGCAUACUUCGGCAGGAAACGAAGGCGGCGGUCAGUCCUUGUCGUCGCCCGGCUCCUGCUUGGAGGACUUCCGCACAACGCCAUUCAUCGAGUGUAACGGGGCCAAAGGCACAUGCCACUACUUUGCCAACAAGUACAGCUUCUGGCUCACCUCGCUAGAGCAGUCGUACCAGCCUGACCCUUCAUCAGAGACGCUCAAAGCAGGCCAGCUCCUGUCACGCAUCAGCCGCUGCCAGGUGUGCAUGAAGAACUUGUGAAAGACUCUACAGUAGCAGAAAGAAGCUGUUCCGCUAACAGGUGGUCUCUAUAACACUCAUAGUGUCAGUGGGAAUCUCUCCCUGAGCCACAGAGCUCACAUAUGCAAUGACUGUUCGGUGCCUUGAGCUUUGAGUUACACUGUAGAUAAAACAGGAGGAGCCCUGUAAUGAAAACAGCAGCAUUAUGGGAAUCAUUUUGUCGUAAAUGUGGUUUGGUGCUUAUUUUUUAACUUAUUACCUCAGCUAUAUUGUCACAUUGUUAACUAUCAGAGACUGUCCACUACAGCUGAACCAAAGAUGCACAUAUAUAUAUACAUGCACUGCUUCAGUUUAACUAGAUGUUUGUAUUGUUUAGGGCACACAGCCCAACAAAAAGCCACUAACAUGCUUCUCAGCCACAUGAAGAGGAUCACUAGAGGUCCUGAGUAAGUACUGGCUGAUACCAUUGACAGUAUUAUCCUGCUUUGACUCCAUUGCUCCUACAAAGCCUAUUUUUUUUUAUAAAACCUCUACGCAUUUAUUAACUACUGCAAACUCAUCUAUCAUUAUUCUCCAUUUAUCAUACGUUCUUAAAAUGCACUGAUUCCGUUUUUACCUUCUGAAUGAACUUGACCCCCUUACUGAGCGUUUUAAAUGUAGUUUAUCAAAUACCAGCCACGUUGCUCUUAUUUUCCCUGUACAAAUCUACUAAUUAUUGACCUGCCCCAAGCUGCCAACAGGACAGAAUGUAAACACUUUGGUUCAGAGGUCUGCCUGCAGCUAAUCCUUUCUCUGAUCCUGGUUUAGAUUAGAGCAUUUUACACAAUUUAUAAAGUAGGUCAAAUGUUCUACUUCACCUUGACACACUUUUUUGGAAAUAAACCGAUUGAUUAGACAUAAAAAUACUGAAAACAACAGUUUCAAUUGUAAUAUAAUUAUGGUAAUUUUCAUAAUAUGAUUAUUUCAUUGGAUUGUAAAGAUUAAAUGUUGUUUGUUAUA